This is a messenger RNA of Bactrocera dorsalis (oriental fruit fly), 6679 nucleotides long. RefSeq names its product protein AF-9 (gene ear). The record is from RefSeq and is a predicted model, not a curated record. NCBI's taxonomy places the organism in Eukaryota, Metazoa, Arthropoda, Insecta, Diptera, Tephritidae. The transcript is spliced from 3 exons. Gene Ontology annotation, cellular component: super elongation complex. Gene Ontology annotation, biological process: regulation of DNA-templated transcription. Bases 683 to 4045 code for a protein of 1120 amino acids.
AAUUAUGAAGUAGAUCAGUAAUUGAGAGAAGCGUAAGCAGCGAGCAGCGAAUAUGGUGUAGAAUAGGUCGUUGUGAAGUUACUAAAAAUUCGUUUGUAGUAAAAAUUAGAGCAAUUGAUGAAACAUCGUUACACGAUAACUUUUUAAAAGUUUUAAAAUAAAAGUAUGCAUAUAAAAUAUAUUGAUAAUAACGAACUAAUGAACAGAUAUGAGCGCAAAGUGAAAGAAAGUAGUAAGAGAACGUGAAAAAUCGAAGUGAAAAAGUGAGUGGGGGCAGCAGCCUCAGCAGCAGCGACGGCAGAAGCAGCGGUAGUCAAUUGAAAAGGUGAGCACGCCAAAGUAAGAUUUACCAAAAUGUGGUAAUAAUGGUGUCAAGCCGUGAUAUAUUAUCGUUGAGAUAGUACAAAAAACGAGGAACUUUUACAACAUGAUCUGAAAUGUGCCGAUGGCGUCCAACGGUUGGUACGCCAAUUGGAGAUUUCUUCCUCAUCAAGAUAAACUGAACCGAAGGCUAAAAGACUAUCUAAAACAUAAUAGUGUGAAUAAGAGGAUAGGCUGCGUGUGGCGUAUAUGAACCAUAUUAUUAUUUGGUCAGUAAGACAACUGCUGAUCAACUGGGCGCUGUAACUAAAGUGUUCUUGGUGGUAAUUAAUAAUUAUUAUCUAGUUUGCCAUCCACUGCGAUGGCAGUGAAAGUGCAAUUCGAGAUCGGUCAUACGGCGAGGCUGCGCAGCAAAAAAACGUCCGAAGGCUUUACACAUGACUGGGAAUUGUACGUGCGUGGUGUUAAGGAGGCAGAUAUCAGCACCUACGUUGACAAGGUCGUUUUUAAUUUACACGACUCUUUUCCAAAGCCAAAGAGGGUUUGCAACAAGCCACCAUACGUGAUAACAGAGUCAGGUUACGCUGGAUUUUUGCUCCCGAUCGAUAUUUAUUUUCGCAAUCGCGAUGAGCCAAAGCGUAUACAAUUCACUUACGACUUAGAUUUGCAACAGACAGGUCCGCCACAUCAUCGCUUUGAAGUGCAAAAAUUUGUAUUUGAUCAUGUUUCGGAUGAAUUUCGUCAAAAGUUGUUGAAAGGUGGUGGCAUACCAGUGACUGGUGCAGGAAUGGUUGGAGGAGCCACCGUUACAUCCACUAAUAACACCCCGAAUGCCGCUAUUAGUGACGAAGGCGGUGGUAUGGUUAGCAAGCCGAAGCUGAGUAGCGGAGAAUCAAUUGGUGGCAGUAGCGGUAAAAAACACAAAACUCGUAUAGAUGACUCGAAGAGUAAUUCAUUUGCCAAUCUAUUUGGAGCACCAAUUAAAAGCGGGUCAAGUAAACAUUCGCCUGAUGGAAAAAAUAAUAGUUUGAAUACUGUUGGCGGAAAGGGAGCUCCGAGUACUAGCAACGCAAGCGGUAGCGGUGCUGGAACUGGAGGUGCAGCUACACCCAACUCCGGAAAUAUCAACUCAAACAACUCCAUUGCAAAAGAAAAAUCUAGUAAAGAUCGAGAAAAAACGAACUCUUCAACGUUGGCUAGUAGUAGCAACGAAAAGAGUAGAGAGAAAUCUGAUAAGAAAGAAAAGCACAAGUCCUCAUCCAGUCCUAAUAAGGAAUCACGUAGUGAAAAUAAGAAAUCCUCUGGAGAUAGUAGCAAACAUGAAAAACGUGAGGAGUCCAAAUCAAAAAAGGAUAAAUCACGCGACAAAGAGCGGGAGCGUAGUCGAGAGAAAGGUUCAAGCGGUGGCACCAAACGCUCUCUAAGUCCAAAAUCGAAUGUCCGGGAUGCUGGCGCGCCGAGCCCAAAGCGGCCAACACCGCCGCGAUCUUCUUCAUCCGCAAGCGGACGUGUAGAGGAUAUUAAAUCAGCUGGUAGUAGUAGCAAAAUUGAGGGGAAAGAAUCGAAGUCACGCGAAGAAAAGUCCACUUCAAGUGGUAAAAAGUCGAAGAAAGAAAAGAAGGACAAAGACAAGGAUAAGGAACGCGAUAAAGAGCGACGUGAUGAACAUAAAGAAAAACAUCGUAGUGGCGAUGGUAAGUCAAGGGAUCCAAAAGAGGAACGCCACGGAAAUAUAAUAAAUAGCAGCAGUAAUACUGUGACGACGGCUACAACACCUAGUGGAAACAUUGUUACGAAUGAAGCGAAAGAUAACAAAGGUCAACAAUCACCAGCAAACUUUAGCAUUAAAAAACCAGAUAAAGAUGCGAAAGAGAAAACAGAAGCUGUUAAAGGGAAGAACAAUGAUAAAAAUAUAGACAAAAUAUCGACAAAUCCAACAACUACACAAGUAGGUGGUACGAAUGCCACAUCUACCAGUGGCGAUAAGAAACUACCAACUAGCUCAAAUAAUCAGAGCGAAAAAUUAGAAAAGGAAAAGGACAAAGAUAAAGAAAAAGAAAAGGAUAAGGAAAAGAGGUCUCAUAAACAUAAGAAAAAGGAUAAGAACAAAGAUAAAGAUAAAGAACGUGAAAAAGAGCGUGAUAAGGAGAGACACAAAGAAAGAGAAAAGGAAAAAGAGAAAGAACGCGAUAAAGAGCGAUCUGAAGAAAAGUUGCGUUCCGAAAAGCACACAGAAACUAAUUCAAACGGGAAUGCAUCCUCAAUGGGAGCCGCAUCCACAGCUAUAUCCGGAUCCAAAGCAUCGUCUCUGCUUGUAGAGACGACAGUUCCACAAAAUGAAACCUCUAAGCCUGAACCGAAUAGUGUAACCUCGUUGUCGAACUCAACGAGCAACUCUACUAAUUCCAAUAACCUAAACAACAACGCCAAUGGUUCUGCUCCUAUCGCGCCAGUUAAGAAGUCACAAAAUAGAGAUAGGAAAAACAAAGAUAAAUCAUCUAAAGAAGAGAAACGAAAUUCAGGUGAAUUGGGUGAAUUAGAAUCGCGAAGCAGUAGUAAGCAUGGUAACAAAAGCGCUGGAACCAUUAUACCAGCAAACACCAACACUACAGUGACUGUUUCAAAUACUACUGGAAAUAACAGUAGCAAAACCGUUGAUGCAAGUGACACUGGCAAAGUGCCCUUACCAGAGGACGCUGCUUUAUUGGCGGCAACAUCGGACACAAAUCCAGCAGCUGUGACAUCAACUGACAUCGCACCGGUCGUUAUGCAUUCAGACAGCUCGAACAGCAGUUUUCCGGACUUAACGCCGAAGCCACCUGCGCCUAGCAAACUAACAUCGCAAAGUACAAAAUCGGAAACAACACCAACAGAAAAGCCAGACAAGACUACAAGUAUUAUCACCAAAGAACACAAACAGCGCAGUGGCGAACGUAAUGCAAAAACGAAAGAUAUUAGUGAUAAGACCGAAAAAGCUGAUAAAAAGGUGGAAAAGGAAGAAAAGAAGCGUCGGCGAAGCUCCGUUGCAGCGAGCACCGUUUCUGCUAACUCAUUCUUAGAACCUCCGCUCAAACAAGCUAAAAAGGAGUCUAAUAAGACGGCCCGCGAACAAACGAAGUCUCCCGCAUUGCGUCAAAGUCGAGCUGCUAGUAUAAGUGGUCCCAUCGGAAUCAAUAAUGGCAACGACAAUGGCAGUAACAGCUCCAAUGCCACUACACAAAACAGUAAUUCUAACACUACGGACGCAUUAAAUAGUGGUGGCGCCUUUUUGCCACCACCCAACAAUACAACCGGAACUAGUGUAACUAGCUCUCCAUCUACUUUAGCUAUUACCAGCAAUACCAACGCAAAUUUAAAUGCUAAUAGUAUUGUAAGUGCAUCGACGACAGGUGCAGCGGCGGCAGCGUCGCUUGCGCCACCUCAUCCGUUACGACCAGCAUCACCGGCAGGGCCAGUAGGUGCGAUGGCCGCAGAGGCAGCAGGCGCUAACAAUGGUUCAACGCCGACACCGGCAUUGCCAACUGAAUAUCUGAGUGAACUACAGGAAUUACAUCAUAAAAUAAUGACGUUACAGGACAAUGAGGAGUUGCAGCAAGUAGUCGAGAUGAUCGCUGCCACGGGCUGUUAUGAGAUUACCGCCAAAACUUUCGAUUUCGAUCUAUGUAAGCUUGACCGUAGCACUGUGCAGCGUUUGCAAGAAUUCUUUGCAACGUCUGUGUCGUGACACAAGAUACACGCCUAAGGUGGAGAAGUGCCUCGCAGCAUUAACUGCUGAAUAAUAGCGGAAGUGGCAGAUCUACUUUACUGGUACUAGACCAGCUCGAUAGUCUACCAUUCAAGCCACCAACUAACCAGCUACAAUUAAAGAAACAUAAAAUAUUCAGAUAUCGAAACUACACUUAGAGGCAAGUUGCGGUGCGUUCAUGAAAGUGGGAAUAAUAAAUUGCAGCGCUAUAGGGAAAUACCGCAGUUAUUUUUAGCAAUAAUUUAUAAGAAAUCCAUGUAAACUAGUGUUGUGCGCGUUCAAAAAAUAUACAUAUAAUCCGCAAUAGAACCAAGGAGAUCUUCGAUUUUCAUCCAAAAUGGUUUGGGCACACAAUAUAAUAUGAAGACAUGAUUAUAAAAUGUGUUUACGUGUGGAAUGUAUUAGAUACCAUCAAUAUAUGUAUAUAUUAUACAUUAAAGCUAAAUGAAGCUCACUGACCAUUACAUUUUACAUUAUUAUCAAUCGAACUAUUGAUUUGUAUAAAAAACUAUUUGGUUUAGAUUAUUGUUGUUUUUCUGUCGAAUUAGUCAUAAACGCGAGCAUAUACAUAGGUACAUAACACAUGCCGUGUACAGAAAUAUACGUUUAAUCAUCUCUUUAAUGCAAUAUUAAUAUGUACAUAUGUUUAGCCACUUGUAAAUCAGCGAAAGAUACAAGACAUUUUAAAUCGACGCAGCAUUGUUUUUUUUUAUAACUUUGAUUAAGUUUCUUAAUUUAACAAAAAACACUGUCUACAAAAGCGAGUCACCUGUAUAUAAACUUUUUACAUACAUACACGUUGCACUUUAAUAGAUACAAGUAACGCGAGCGAACUGUUAUAUUAAAUAGUUUUUAAUUUAGUUUAGUGAUUUUUGCAUAGAAUAUUAUAGUUAUAAUUUUUCACAAUUUCAUAUAUUCUGUAGUAACUGCUAUGGAGAAAUUAUUAACAUGACAAAUUAUUUAGUUAUCCAUUAUACUGUAUAAAAAUUUCGCAAUAAUAUUAAUAAUACCCUUUGUUCAUUAUUCAUAUAACUCUAAUCAAUAUAAAAAAUGCUGUAUCAGCUAAAAUGUUUGUAUAACAAUGGAGAAAAUAUAAAUAAACAUAGAAGCAACAAAAAAAUAUAUACAAAUGCAUAAAUACUGAUUCUUAAAGAUAUUCUCUUAAUGAAUUUGCUUAAGUAAAUUGCUGCACAUAUACAUAUAUUAACAUACGUAUGCACUUGAAAUCAAAUUUUUAUAGAGAAUUCUAAAUGCAAGAGAAGUGGGCAAAAUAUGAUAUCAAAUGUACUCAUAUAGUACACCUGUAGCUAUUCGAUAAUUCACAACUUCGAUUCCUUUCGGUUUGUUUGAUUACGCACACAAGCUUACCGGAAACGAUCAACUAUUUUGUAUUUAACGGAAUUCAAAUUGGAAAUAAUGCUAUGUAUAAGAAGACAGGAUAGGCAUUUACACAAAAAUAAUUGUGUUGGAAACGUAAUUGUUGCUUAAUUGUAGUUUUCGUUAUACAAUAUUCAAAAAUAAAUUGUUGAUCCAUAUUUUGUUCGCUUAUAUUUUCUCGUUAUACUUUGCUAAUAAGCCAUAAUAAUGUUAUGUUCGAUUUCAUUUUCAAAAAAAAAAAAAAAUUGUAUAACUACAGGGUUAUGAUACAUUUUAUUUUAUUCAUUCUAAAAUUUCUGUUAAAUACAAAGUUACUUUUUGGGAGAAGAAAGUGUGCAGCAAUGGAGUGAACAGAAUCAAUAAAACCAAAGAAAAACAGAAACGGAAUUAACGUCAAUAAAAAGUACAUAAUUUCAUUAAUUCUAGUUUAAUGGUUAUGACUAAUAAGAAAGUUUGUUCAAUUCAGAGAGCUCAAAUGUAUUAAAAUAAGUCUACAUUUUCAUAAUACAAAAAUAAUUUAAUUUUUUAUUUACUCAUCAAUAUUGUAAUAUGCUGUUGUGUCCGGAAAGUAAAACUAAUAAUCGUAUUUUUCAAAAUUAUAUAUUUCAUUUGAAAAUAGCUAACAAAGAAAAAAGUAAAAUAGCAUAAUUAAAACAAUAUAUAUUAUAUAUAAAUAUUAAAGCUAAACUUAAACUAUGUAAAUAUUAUUCAACAGUCAAAAACCAAGCGACCAAGCGUUUAUUUGUUUCAUUGGAAAUUUUCAUGUUUUAUACAAAAAUGCUUGCCUACAAACAAGUGUAAGUACACGUAUACAUACAUACAUGAAUAUUUCGCAUGAAUGUAGUAUACAAUAUAUAUGUAUGUACAUGCAUAUAAAACAGAAAAUAGGAUGAAGGCGAAUUACAGAAAUAAAUUAAUAGAAUAUAGUCUUAUAAGAACAGAAAAUUGUCAAACAAUAUGUAAAACUAAUAUAUAAUAAAUAAACGUGUUAAUAAAACAUACCGAAUUUACUAGAUAUUUUCAAACAUACACACAUACAGCAUUAUAAUAUACAUAUGACGAAAUAGUUUGUUUUCGAUUAAUUUUUAUUUGAAAAGUUUCACCUUGUUUCUGUUAUGUUAAUAUUUAAAUAUAUGCGUAAAUGUAAUUGUAAUACUUAAAUUGUAUAGCGGUUGCUACGCCCACGCGCAGACUCUUAUGUAUCUUUUGGUUUGAAAUAAAAAAUAUGUAAAAUUA